This is a messenger RNA of Dermacentor andersoni, 1405 nucleotides long. Its product is annotated as 46 kDa FK506-binding nuclear protein-like. NCBI's taxonomy places the organism in Eukaryota, Metazoa, Arthropoda, Arachnida, Ixodida, Ixodidae. The record is from RefSeq and is a predicted model, not a curated record. Gene Ontology annotation, molecular function: peptidyl-prolyl cis-trans isomerase activity. Gene Ontology annotation, cellular component: chromatin; nucleolus.
GCUUUCUGGCGGCUACACGAGUGCCGCGGUUGCCGGUUCCCGUGCGCGUGUGUGUGCGCGGCGUGGUGUGCGCUUUGUAGUUUUUGCUAUGCUUGCGUGAGGCGGCAAAAGCCAGCAAGGAACUAAACACGCGGAGAGGUCUAUUUCUUUCUUCUGAGUGCUUAGUUCGGAAGUAACGUCAAAAUGUUUUGGGGCGUCACUCUUGAAAGCGGGAAGCGCUAUUCCCAGGUGGUCGAUAUGUCGUACCACCUUUCCAUGGCUGCGCUGGAGCCGAAAUCAGGAGGAGAGCCCGUCAUGGUUAUGCUCGAACAUGCCAAGGCAGAGUUUCUGCUGUGUACACUGGACCAAGCACAUGCACGCCAGGUGGCACUGGACCUCAACUUUGUUGAAGGAGAGGAGGUGACCUUUUUUCUCAAUGGCAGAGGAACUGUGCAUUUGACAGGGUACCUGACCGACGGCCUACAAGAUGAUGAUGUCUCUUCUGAUGACGAGGAGGAGGAAGAGGCCUCUUUACCAGAUGAGGAGGAGGAAGAAGAGGAAGACAAUCAGCCAACCAUGGCUCGGAGAAGGCCAUCUAAGCGCAGCAAGAAGCUCAAACAAUCACUCCUACAAGCAGUUAAUGGUGAGAGUGAAGACGACGACUCUGACUUUGAUGUCAGCAAGGUGGAGGAUGGGACAGAGGAUGAUGAUGAUGAUGAAGAAGAAGAUGAUGAUGAUGAAGAAGAAGACGAAGUUUCAGAUGAAGAGCCUAAGCCAGCACCAGCCUUGCCACACAAGCGCCCUGCCCAGAAGCGGGUUCCUGGCAAGCCGAUGAGCAACACCUCUCCAUUAAAAGAGCAAGGUACAACAUCAGCGCCCUCAACAGAUCCUCAAGAUGGAGUGCCGAAAAAGAAGCGCAAGAAAAUUAAGAAGCAGCGCACUGAUGGUGCUACUGCGGGUUCUGAGGGUCCCAAGAUCCAGCAGUCACCGCUGGGAGGAGGAGCAGGUGAAGACGGCAGAACACUCCCAGGAGGUGUCAUCAGCACUGACCUGCGUGUUGGGAGUGGUCCUGUAGCGAAACCUGGAAAAAAUGUACACGUGUACUAUACGGGUCGCUUGGCAAACAGCCACGUAUUUGACUCAUGCCGUACCGGUAAAGCCUUUUCCUUCCGCCUAGGCAAGCAUGAGGUCAUCAAGGGCUGGGAAACUGGUAUUCAAGGCAUGAAAGUAGGUGGAAGGCGCCGUCUGGUUAUUCCAGCCAGUCAAGCAUAUGGCAGCACCCGUAUGGGGGUCAUUCCACCUAACAGCACCCUGUACUUUGAUGUGGAGCUCAAGGCCGUCUCCUGAAGUGUUUCUCAUUUUAAGUGGCCACAAUCUUUUGCCCAUUGCUCAUUUCCUCCAUUGAAUAAAAGCUGAAGACUGGUGA